Guyanagaster necrorhizus is the source of this 1569-nucleotide messenger RNA. RefSeq lists its product as uncharacterized. Lineage: Eukaryota; Fungi; Basidiomycota; Agaricomycetes; Agaricales; Physalacriaceae. The coding region runs from base 295 to 1383 and encodes 362 amino acids. The transcript is spliced from 6 exons. Gene Ontology annotation, molecular function: tRNA 2'-phosphotransferase activity. The record is from RefSeq and is a predicted model, not a curated record. Gene Ontology annotation, biological process: tRNA splicing, via endonucleolytic cleavage and ligation.
CGGAGAAGUCAUAAAACUAAAGGUCAGGUGCGAGUAUAACACAGAGCGUCUUUGGAAGUAUCCGCAGAUUAUGGGGGUGAGAUGGAAAGAAGGUAUUUGGGACGCGUGCCAGCGCGUCACCGUGACCUCCCGAAUUUUUCAAUCGAAAACGUCACUUGGUUGUGGACCAUCAUGUCCCGCUAGUACUUUUCCUGGGUACUGCCACCGACGACUGUCCGCGACUGGUCCCGACCAUGCCCUGUUCAUGACGCCGGGCCUCUGCAAAAAUUUCGUUCGACGCUGUCCUGAUUUCUCAUGCGCCUUCUGGGUCGUCUUUUUCCCCUGCAACAACCAUUCCAAAGACGACACUUCAGCUCAACUUCACUUUUUCUUUCAAAUUUAUCACGGCCUCGCUUCCCAUUCGCCAUACGGAAGGACGUUUGGCACCCGGAUCCCAUCCUGGAGGAAGGAAAGGCAUUCGCAUUCAAAGAUCUUACGUGGCUUUUGCGGCACGGUGCGAGACACCACCAAGUGCGCAUUGAGCCGGAUGGUUAUGUGGCUGUUUCAGAUAUUCUGUCCAACCCAAGAUAUGACCGAUUUACCCCGGAAGGCAUUCGAGAAAUGGCAGAGAUGGAUACUAGAGAACGCAUUCAACUUAAGGAGGAAUAUAACACCCACAGAACGAAGGUCUGGAUUAGGGUUAGCGGGCACCAUUCCAUUCCGUGGGUUCACCCUGGUGCCAAAAAGCUCGCUUCUUCUGCAACGACAGCAUGGGACUCAAUGGCAUUGCCGUUUUCCCAGCUUUUUUACCUCACUACUAGAGAGGACUGGCGGACCAUUCGCACGGAAGGCAUCAAGGCGGGGCAUUCGUUCAUCCAUCUCAAGCAAGAUAUUCCUGACCACUACGGACUACGUUUAGGACACUCUUUCUCGCCAGUCGUGGUCGUCAUUAACGCGUCUGUGGCCACAAGAUUUGGCGUGUCAUUCUACAUCCAUCCUUCUGGCGAGAUCUUAACUACCGGUGAUUCAAGUGGUUACAUCGAUCCCCAGACAUUUCGUGCUGCUUUUGCCGUUCAGUGGGAGCACGAGAGUCUCGUCGGUCACUAUGAGCCCUGGCUGCGCCCUCGUGAUCCUCAAAAGCGAAAAGAAUUACGACAUCUGAUUCCAGACAAAAACAAGCAACGCUUUAGAAAGCGUCCCACUCUUCAUUACCCUCCUAUCCAGGUACCAACGCGCACCAAAGUCGAUGUUAUCCUCCCCAGGAGCAAGGGCAAGGAUGCUGCAGAAUCACCUCCGUCUCCUUCCGCGAACGUCAUUUUGCAGCCACAGUAUCAGAUAGAUAUCCACCGAUCGCGACCUGUUCCUCCUCACAUGCAAGACUCUGCCAUUGCAAUGAAGGGCUAAUCCUCGUUGGUAGCAGAGUCUCAUUCCGCUUCACCCCGGGUUCGUCGCUCAACAGAAGGCUGCCGUCAUUCGCCAGAUCCUGUCAUUAGGAUGGCCAGCAUACGGCUCCGUACCUUCCAGAGGCCAUAGCCCUUCGCGUCACAUUCCUUGAACGCAUCUGACUUGAACAUCAGACUCGUCACUAGG